AACGACACACAUAGGUUUCGGAUUGGUUUCAAGCGGUUUGAAGUGUACAGUCGCUUCGAAUUGUUUUUGUGAAUUUAUGAUAGUCAUGUGCUGUUAAUGACUACGAAGCACGGUGGCACUCACUUUGGUUGCUCCCGAACUUGUUUCAUUACGUUUUAUUUACAUACUCUGUCUUCCGCAUGGCUCUCCUUCGACCGGUUUUGCUAGUUGGACGUCGCCGGGGCCUCCAGCUGACAUCGCAUCCCAGUAAGCGGUUCGAGCACAACGAUAAAAUGCCUCCCAUAGAGUACAAGUUCGAGACGCUGGCGGUAACAUCUCCAGCGAAACAUGUUCUGCAAGUGGAACUCAACCGCCCGCAGAAGCUGAAUGCCAUGAACAGGAAGUUCUGGGAAGAGCUGCCGAAGUGCUUUGACGAUAUCAGCAGAGACGGGAACUGUCGGGCAGUCGUUCUUUCGGGAGCUGGGAAAAUGUACACUGCUGGUCUGGACUUUGCAGAUGUUGGUGCAAUGCUAAUGCAAAGUUCAGGUGAUCAGGAAGGUGAACCUGACACGGCACGAAAGGCUUCCAGACUUCGAGAGCUCAUAACUCGUUUCCAGUAUACGUUUACUUCAAUUGAAAAGUGCCCCAAGCCCGUGAUUGCAGCUGUUCACAAUGGCUGCAUCGGCGGGGGCGUGGACCUCGUGACUGCUUGCGAUAUUAGAUACUGUACCCAAGAUGCCUAUUUUCAAGUGAAGGAAGUGGAGCUGGGUUUAGCUGCUGACGUGGGGACGCUGCAACGUUUGCCUAAAGUGAUCGGAAAUCGCAGCCUCGUCAGCGAGCUCAUCUUUACAGCUCGUAAGAUGGACGCUACGGAGGCCAAGCAGGAAGGACUUGUGAACCGGGUGUUUCCUGACAGGAGUCAGCUGUUGGAAGCAGCCAUCAAAGUGGCUCAGGAAAUUGCAUCCAAGAGUCCCGUUGCUGUCCAAGGAAGCAAAGUGAACCUGGUCUACUCGCGUGACCACUCGGUUGAAGAAGGGCUUCAUUUCAUGGCAUGCUGGAACAUGUCCAUGCUGCAGUCCGAGGACCUGGUAAAGGCUGCGAUGGCAGUAAUGACCAAAGACAAGGAGCCUCCAGCAUUCUCCAAGUUAUGAUUGUGUUCCAGCAAAGUUUAUUGUUUGUUUGUUUUUAUUUUUUUGUGCACUAUUACUGACUAUUUUUACAUGUAUAAAGAAAGCACCACAAAUAUUAUUCCCAGUUUGCUGCACUGACCUCUCACUUUUUAAAUAUGUGCCUAUAAAUGUGUGUGAAUUUAUACAACCACUUCGACUUUGGAAAGCUGUCAAUUUUUAUAGAAGAAGCAUUAUAAAUAUCCAAAGAGGCCUUUCUUCCGGUUUGCCGUUAUCAUGAUGACCUUGCAGAGUCUACCCACUUAGUCUGUUAGGUAGAAAGCUAUGUUUCUGAUUCCCUUAUGUUGACACUCAUGUAGUUUUUCCAAUUCCUGCUCCUUUGUCGAUAAUAGAUGAGAAGAAUGUUUUCAAUAAAAAAAUGUGAAACAUC
Molecule: messenger RNA, 1536 nt
Organism: Ornithodoros turicata
Lineage: Eukaryota; Metazoa; Arthropoda; Arachnida; Ixodida; Argasidae
Product: delta(3,5)-Delta(2,4)-dienoyl-CoA isomerase, mitochondrial-like
Exons: 8
Coding region: 180-1130 (316 amino acids)
Cellular component (GO): mitochondrion
Molecular function (GO): delta(3,5)-delta(2,4)-dienoyl-CoA isomerase activity
Source: RefSeq, a predicted model, not a curated record